This is a messenger RNA of Ceratosolen solmsi marchali, 1422 nucleotides long. Its product is annotated as NAD kinase 2, mitochondrial. Gene Ontology annotation, biological process: NAD+ metabolic process; NADP+ biosynthetic process. NCBI's taxonomy places the organism in Eukaryota, Metazoa, Arthropoda, Insecta, Hymenoptera, Agaonidae. The transcript is spliced from 6 exons. The record is from RefSeq and is a predicted model, not a curated record. Gene Ontology annotation, molecular function: NAD+ kinase activity. Gene Ontology annotation, cellular component: mitochondrion. The coding region runs from base 1 to 1242 and encodes 413 amino acids.
AUGACGGCGUUUGCACAUCUUAGAAGAGGAGCUAAGAGAGCUCGAUCGAUUUUCCAAUCGCACCAGCACGUUUGGGGACGUCGAUGGGUAGCCGAGUGCCGUCAAUGCCCUUUUGUGCCGGAGCGCGUCCUCGUUCUGACGAAGAUCUCGAGGUAUCAAAUUGAGAAGCAGGUGAGUCCCCAUCUGAACGAGGAUCGAUUGAAGAGUCGACUCAUUGCGAUUGGGGCUGAUUACGAUGCCAUUUUGUCGGGACAUCUCAGGAACAAGGACACUCUGAUGAGAACGCUCGAGGCCCUCCAGCGUUUGAACAUUGAGUGUCGAAUAAGGGACAGAUAUAAUAUAGAUGAUGAGAGCGUCGCUUGGGCCGACCUGAUUUUGUCGGUUGGUGGCGACGGCACCUUCCUCCAGGCUGCCAAUUUAAUUGCCGACAAAUCCAAGCCUAUAAUUGGUAUUAAUUCGGAUCCAGAGUAUUCAGAAGGAUUUUUAAUACUAUCCGCUAAAUACACCAACGACAUAUCAAAGAUAUUUGAGAGACUCGGAGCUGGAGAGUUUAAGUAUCUCAUGAGGAGUAGAAUUAGAACGACGCUGUACGGUGAUAAUAUUUGGGAGGUGCCCUUUCAUCUGCACGCCCAUCGUUCUCUCAAUAAAUCUAAAACUUUCUACCAAAGCCAUUACGAGGCGACUAAACCUAAGGGAAGCGAACUGCCUAAGGAAAGGCCGUUACCUUGGCUGGCUCUUAACGAAGUUUUCAUAGGCGAGUGUCUGUCGGCACGGAUGAGCACCCUCUAUGUCAAUAUCGAUAAGGACAAAGGAUUCAAAAGAGUAAAGAGCUCCGGUAUGUGCGUAACUACUGGAACGGGUUCCACCUCCUGGUACAGAACGAUCAAUUAUCUAAAUCCACAAAUGGUUAAAGAUGUACUGUCUAUGGUCAAGUACGACAAGGCCCUCUCCCACGAAGAAAUAAAGAAAAUUUGUUUUGAUUUUAACACAGGACUGCAGUAUUCCGCAGAGGAGCUUAAAUUAGCUUACGUCAUUCGAGAUAUGGUUGUGAAGCACAUUUGGCCAUUACCAACACACAUAAAUUAUCGUGGCUUUUGCGAUGAGUUAACAGUGAGAUCGCAAUGCUACGAAGGCGGAUUGGUUAUCGACGGCGGUGUCGUGGCUCACUUUAACCUUGGCACUACAGCAAUACUUCAAUGCCUCGAAGAUGAUCAACUCUGCAGCAUUAUUUUCCCCGAUUGAUGGACUAAUGAAAAGAGAGAGAGAGAGAGAGAGAGAGAGAGAGAGAGAGAGAGAGAGAAAACAAUCAGUUUUUAAAAGUCGAGAACGAGAGGUUAUAAUCAAGAAUAAUAUAAAACUCUUUAGCGAGUCCAUAGGCUGUAGAAAGAAGUCCUAGUGGCUGGUUACAACUGUCUCACAAUU